Messenger RNA from Anoplophora glabripennis (Asian longhorned beetle), 2538 nucleotides. RefSeq lists its product as uncharacterized. Bases 20 to 1597 code for a protein of 525 amino acids. Gene Ontology annotation, biological process: carbohydrate metabolic process. The record is from RefSeq and is a predicted model, not a curated record. Lineage: Eukaryota; Metazoa; Arthropoda; Insecta; Coleoptera; Cerambycidae. The transcript has 9 exons. Gene Ontology annotation, molecular function: chitin binding; hydrolase activity, acting on carbon-nitrogen (but not peptide) bonds. Gene Ontology annotation, cellular component: extracellular region.
UAUAGCCAAUGAGUGACCAAUGAGGAAGGCAGUCGAAGAAGAGGAAAGUGCAGUAUUCAGAGAUACUUGUGGUCAGUUAAGUGCCGUAGACUGUGCAGCAGGAGGAAUUAUGGGAGCCUUCCUGCGAAUGAACUGCCUCAAGUUAGUGAUAUUAAGUGUGCUUUAUUUAAAUGUGUCCUUAGUGAAUAGCCAAAACGAGAGAAAGGCCAAAGCAGACGAUAAGAAGAAUGAAGAUUUCGAAUGCCCGCAGAGCACAGGAAACGGAAAUUAUGCGGAUCCUGCCACGUGUAAACGAUUUUACCAGUGUGUUGACGGUUAUCCAUAUGUAAACAGAUGCCCUUCUGGGCUAUAUUUUGAUGAUAUAUCAAAAUUCUGUACCUUCAAGAACGAAGCUAGAUGUGGACCAAUUGCCACUACUCCAGCUCCAAUCACUGAACCACCAACAGAUCUAGCAGUAAGAUGUGAUCCUGCAGAAUGCCAACUUCCAUAUUGCUUUUGCUCUAAAGAUGGAACACUUGUACCUGGUGGAUUAGAUCCUGAAGCGACUCCACAAAUGAUACUUCUUACAUUCGAUGGAGCUGUAAACUUGAACAACUACGAUCACUACAGAAAAGUUUUCAAUCACAAACGGCUCAAUCCCAAUGGAUGUGAAAUUAAAGGCACGUUUUUCAUAUCCCACGAGUACAGCAACUACCACAUGAUUCAAGAACUAGCAAGCGAAGGUCAUGAAAUUGCCACCGAGACUAUUUCGCUGCAAAGUGGGCUGGAAGACAAAGGCUAUGAAGAAUGGGUCGGGGAAAUGGUAGGCAUGCGAGACAUCUUGAAGCAUCUAUCCAAUAUUUCAAAGAGUGAGGUAGUUGGAAUGAGAGCGCCAUUUUUAAAACCAGGACGCAAUACACAGUAUAAGGUACUAGAGGAAUUUGGAUACAUCUAUGAUAGUUCUAUUGGAGUGCCAGCUCUGCCUAUACCCGUUUGGCCAUACACUUUGGACUAUAAAAUACCUCAUGAAUGUAAAUCGGGAACUUGCCCGUCUAGAUCAUUCCCAGGUGUUUGGGAAGUUCCACUAAAUACUCACUAUGUAGAAGGAUUUGAGGGUGGGCACUGCCCCUAUCUGGAUCAAUGUGUGCUACAUAAUCAUGAUGCAAAAGAUGUAUUUGAAUGGUUACAAGAAGAUUUUCUUAGAUACUACGACCAGAACAGGGCACCUUAUAUGAUGCCCUUUCAUACCAACUGGUUUUCCAUAAAAGAAUUGGAACAAGGACUCCACAAAUUUUUGAACUGGGUUAUCACACUACCAGAUGUUUGGUUCGUGACAACAACACAAGCUCUGACCUGGAUGACCGAUCCUAAACCGGCCAAGCAACUCAAUAAUUACGAGCCUUGGGACUGCAGGAAGAGAGACAACCUACCUCCUACACCUUGCAAACUCCCCAAUAAAUGUGCUCUAAGUUUUAAAAGACCAGAAUUAAAUAUAACUGACACCAGAUAUUUAGAAACCUGCAAUGAAUGUCCGAACCAAUACCCUUGGUUAGGUGAUGCUACUGGUUCAGGUAUUCCAGGUAAAGACAAUUAUGUUCCUGACAAUGUAAGGAAAUAAUAGGUAUAAAUAUCAAAUAGUAGCAAUAAAUAAUUAAUGUAACUGAUAGGUGGUAUUUUUUCCAAAAAUAAAUUUGUUAGAUAUUUUCUGCAACGAUUAUGUUGAACAAACAACUGUAAUAAAGUUUACUUAUCAGUUACAUUUUUGAACCAAAUUUUUGAAUUAGAAACUUAAGUAUUGUUAAUUUUGUUAUUUAUAGGUUUUACUAAAUAAGAUAAUUGUUUUGUACGACAUUAUGAAAUCAAUAAAUUAUUGUUACAAUAUUUUAUGUGUAAAUAGACCCACAGACAAAUAUCUAUCAAUAAAUCAACCAUAACAUUGGAUUCUAAUAUUAUUUUCUUUCAUAUUAUUUAAUGAAGUGUAACAUAUGAUGGAAAAAUAGGCAGUCAAAUUAUAUUGUUACAUGCUGUACAUUUUUACUAAAAAAUACACUACUUUCUCUAGAAUUUUACAUCAUUCUUCACAAGUCGUGUAAAACAAAUUGUUUUGAAAUAAAAUUUUUUAAUUGUUACCAGAUUAUCAAAUUAAUUCAUAUAUUAACGUAUUCAUCGACAGAAUACCUAUAGUAGGAUCAUAUUCGAUACAAAGAGCAAAAAAUUGUCAGUCUUUUAUCAAAGUAAAUUCGUGUCAUCAUUUUUAGGACACAUAAGAUGAACCAUUUCAAAUUUAAAAUGAAAUUGAAUGUAAAAUCUGUCGCCCAUGUGCAUCGAGUGGACGAAGCGGUCGGUUAUAUGUCAAAUACCUAGCGAGCUUGGUUGUAAAUCAGAGACUGACUCCAAAAGACAAGUAAACAGUGGCACAUAUAUUUAAAAUAAACAGUUUAUGAGAAUAAAGGAAUUUUUGUAGGAAAGGGAUGACAGACUGAACUGAUACCUUCAUAAUGCAUAAAGAAAUUAUUCAAUUUCUAAACCCCUUAAAACCGUACUGCACUGGAUCCCUUG